AUGUCCACGCCCACGAUUAUUGCAACAGAAAAUUUAGCUGAAGAAAUGGAAGACUGGGGUCUUCACCAUGCAACAUACUGGUGUAGUGAUUUAGACUCAUGGGGAAGUGUGAGCGACUGGGACGUUUAUUUUAUCGACAAGACUCCUGGGUGUACUAAAGACGAAGCACAUCGGUCCCUGAGUCUUGAACUUAAUAUCCUUCUUAAGAAACUGUCGGAAAGUAGUCGAUAUUAUUCCAAGGCAAGCGCCUUGAAAAAGGCUUUGGAG
This is a messenger RNA of Racocetra persica, 267 nucleotides long. NCBI's taxonomy places the organism in Eukaryota, Fungi, Glomeromycota, Glomeromycetes, Diversisporales, Gigasporaceae. The record is from the annotation of a GenBank genome assembly.